AUGAACGACGACGACAUGCGCGGCCGUGACGCGGAUGGCACUGCUCGGCAGUCGCCAGUGGCCGGGUGUUGCUGCGAGCGACACCACUGGCAGGUUGAGGUUAGCAGGUGUUCUCCUGCACGAACUGUGCUCCCACGGGGGUGGCCUAAUGGCUCGGUACCUCCUCCGUCGUCGGUCGUGGGAACCUACCAAGCAAUUACGGAGUACUGCAAGUACUCACUCUACCACGGCAGGUUGCAACAAACGGCUUGGAUCGCCUCUCUCGCUCGACCUGGACUGGGCUCUACCCUCGUCUCGUCUCGUCCCGUCGACUCUCCCGCAUCUGCAUCUGCAUCUGCAUCCGCAUCCCAACCAUCCCCCUUCUCCGGGCCGUCGCUCUUCCCACCCGCCUCCGCCUUCCCAUCAUUUGCCCUCGUCCGCUUCUCCUGCGCCGCACCUCUCGAGGCCCUGGCUCGUGUAUUGAUUGAUACAGUAUUCCACCGUGCCGCACGUCUGUCGUCUCCGCCGAAUCCCCUGCCCCUCCUUCGGACGACCUGCGACGGGCUGCAUCCGCUCGCUGGCCCUCGAGCGAACUCCAGCCGACGGACGGGACCCUUCUCGAGCGCCCGACUUCGUCCGUGCUUCCUCGCCGGCCGACGGCCAUCGACCGGCCUGCCUCCCCACGGCACGGAUCCCCUUGUCGAAUCGAUCGCCGAGCUGCUGGAGCCUCCCGUCAUCGCCUCGUCCUCGCCUCGUCCUCGCCUCGUCCUCGCCUCGUCCUCGCCCUCCCCCUCCCUCUCCGUCCCUGUCCCCCCUCGGCCCCUCGUCUCCCCUCGCCUCGUCCCGGCACCUUGGGCGGCACCUCGUCGUACUCCCCCCCCCCCUCUGCCGGCUCCGUGCUCGACCGUCAGCUGGUCCGGACGUCUCGUGGAUGGCCUGAUUCUGCUUCGUGACACAUCCGCAUCACGUCAACGCCCGACCGCCAUCUCGUCUCUCCUUCGGCCGUCCUCUCCCCACCCUCCUUUCGAUCAGUAUCUUCUACUCCUGCGCCGGCCCCGUGCCAUGCGCCCGGGCAAUUAA
Messenger RNA from Drechmeria coniospora, 1059 nucleotides. RefSeq lists its product as uncharacterized. The coding region runs from base 1 to 1059 and encodes 352 amino acids. The record is from RefSeq and is a predicted model, not a curated record. The transcript is spliced from 2 exons. Lineage: Eukaryota; Fungi; Ascomycota; Sordariomycetes; Hypocreales; Ophiocordycipitaceae.